Molecule: messenger RNA, 8289 nt
Organism: Ceratitis capitata (Mediterranean fruit fly)
Lineage: Eukaryota; Metazoa; Arthropoda; Insecta; Diptera; Tephritidae
Gene: msps
Product: protein mini spindles
Exons: 18
Coding region: 744-7205 (2153 amino acids)
Biological process (GO): centrosome duplication; microtubule polymerization; establishment or maintenance of microtubule cytoskeleton polarity
Cellular component (GO): centrosome; microtubule plus-end; kinetochore
Molecular function (GO): microtubule plus end polymerase activity; microtubule plus-end binding
Source: RefSeq, a predicted model, not a curated record
AAUACAAGAUGGACGUAUUUUCUUCAUCGUCCAAUUACGGUUUUUGCUUUAUUUUUUGUUCGUGAAAAGUUUUUGAAGCCAACGGAAAACAGUACAAUAGCAAGUAAGGGUUUUUGUAAAAAAUCUAUCAGUUAACAAUUCAUUGCAAAAAGCUCCAAACAACGAAUCGUGUUGUUUUCUACAAUCAAUUUUUCUUGGCAUUGCUACGCCUUUGCGGAUUUUUUCCAAUAAGCGUGAACACAGGUGCGCGCGUGUGUUCAGCAGUAAACGGCAGUUUUUUGUUUGGUGAAAAAUCGAAGUUUAUUACGCCGCUGCAUUGGCUCUGCUGGCUCAACGGUAUGUGUUUCUGUUAUUUGUGUAAGUGAAAAUCGUGAACUCGAAAAAUAAGUUUGUCGGCACAAAUAGCUCAGUGCAAGAUAAGUCUGUAUUUUGUAAAAAAAAAAAAAAACAAAGAAAACUCGUCCAAAUAACGGCUGCAUCUUCACGUAGAUUGGAAAACACAACAUCUAGAAGAUAGUUGAGCGCAGCAUUGCAACUGAAGCUACACAAAUAAUAUCGACGCAACAAAAGACGGUUGAAACUCAGAGCCGACAUCGUAUAAUCGUAACACACGCAUACUCAUCUAAUCUACGCGUGUAGAAUCCUAAAAAAGGAAACAAAAUAUUCAGCGAUUUCUACAGCUUCACAGCAGCAUACCCGUCCUUGUUUCUUUCGGCUAAUCAAUAUAUCUGUAUUCUGCCGCAAUGACUGAGGAUACAGAAUAUAAAAAAUUGCCCGUCGACGAGCGUUGCGUACAUAAAUUGUGGAAGGCUCGUGUCGAUGGCUAUGAAGAAGCGGCGAAAAUAUUUCGUGAAAUCGACGAUGAAAAGUCUUCAGAAUGGAUGAAAUUUAUGGGGCUCAUCAAAAAGAUGGUCGCCGAUUCCAAUGUUGUCGCACAAGAAAAAGGUCUCGAGGCGGCACUCAUAUUUGUGGAGAAUUGUGGUCAAGCCGGCAAAACGGUGGGCGAUGUAAUGGCUAGUAUUGUACAGAAAUGCAUUGCAGCACCUAAGGCCAAAACCAAAGAUCUCGCUGUGCAAGUGACGCUUAUGUAUAUUGAAAUUGAAAAACAUGAGGCUGUGUUAGAGGAGCUCAUCAAGGGCAUGGAACAUAAGAAUCCUAAGAUUGUUGUUGCUUGUGUUGCGGCUACAACAUUGGCGCUGCAUGAUUUCGGCAACAAGGUAGUGGGUGUAAAACCAUUGAUUAAAAAACUAGCGCCUCUAAUGAGCGAUCGUGAUAAAAGCGUGCGUGACGAAGGUAAACAAUUGGCCGUCGAGAUUUAUCGCUGGAUUGGCGCUGCAAUGAAACCACAAAUCACUUCAUUGCCACAAGUCACACUGAAAGAAUUGGAGGAUGAGUUCGAUAAACUUAAGGGAGAAAAGGCUGAACCAAUAAGAUAUUUAAAAUCACAACAGGAAAAACAACAGCAAAUUUCUGCUGCCGCGGCGGAGCAGGAUGAUGCAGGCGAUGAUGACGAUGGUGAAGGUGAAGAAUUUAUCGCUCCCAUGGACCUCAUCGAUCCCGUGGAUAUACUCUCAAAAAUGCCCAAAGAUUUCUAUGAGAAAUUGGAAGAAAAGAAGUGGACGCUUCGAAAGGAAUCGUUGGAAGCGCUCGAAAAACUUUUGACAGAGAACCCUAAAUUGGAGAACGGCGAAUACGGCGUGCUGGUGAAUACACUGAAGAAAGUCAUCACAAAAGACAGCAACGUUGUGCUGGUCGCAAUGGCCGGCAAGUGCUUAGCAAUGUUAGCUAACGGUUUGGGCAAACGUUUCGGCACAUAUGCAAUGGCCUGCGUUCCUUCGCUCUUGGAAAAAUUCAAAGAAAAGAAAGCCAAUGUUGUUGCGGCUCUGCGUGAGUGCAUGGACGCCAUCUACCCAUCGACGAGCCUGGAAGCAAUGCAGGAGAGCAUUGUCGAAUCAUUGGGUAAUAAAAAUCCAAGUGUCAAAUCGGAGACGGCUUCCUUUCUUUCACGCGCAUUUGCACGCACUCAACCUACUGCAAUCAAUAAGAAAUUACUCAAAUUACUUGUAACCACAUUGAUAAAAACGUUAAAUGAGCCUGAUCCUACAGUGCGAGAUGCCUCAGCUGAAGCUUUAGGCACAUUGCUUAAGUUAAUGGGUGAUAAGUCUGUGGGUCCAUUCCUGGUUGAGGUGGAUGCACUUAAAAUGGCCAAAAUCAAGGAGUGCCAGGAGAAGGCUGAGAUUAAGGUGAAGGUGGUUGGUGUCAAAAAAGAACGUCCUGCUACUGCGCCUACUUCGAAAGCAUCUGUAGCAGCUCAAUCUUCAGCCGGCAAUGCUGCUUCUGGGGCGUCUUCACGGAGCGGUUCUUCGGAACCGAAAGCAGCAUCUCGGCCUGCGACGGCAGGCAGCAAAAAGCCAGUGAUGAAACGAGCUGCCGGCGGCGGAGGUGGAGGCGGUGCGCCACUUGCUAAAUCUGCUAGCAGCAGCAAAGUCUUGGCCACUGAGCGUGAAAUGUCAUUGGAAGAAAUUCAAGCGAAAGCAGAGGAAUUGUUGCCGGCCGAUGUGCUGUCUGGUUUGAUUGAUUCCAAUUGGAAGAAUCGUUUGGCCGCUUGUGAGAAUCUUUUGCAAAUAAUUGGUGAUUUUGAUACAAGGCAAGCGGGCGUAUCUCAAAUACUUGUGCGCACGAUAAGUGCACGGAAACCGGGCUUGAAGCAGGAAAUGAAUUUCCAAGUUCUAAAACAUAAGCUAGACAUUAUACGUAUUGUCGCUGAAACUUACCCACUUACAACAACCACAAUUGAUCUGGUCGUCAAUGAAGUCACUGAAAAGUUGGCUGAUAUUAAGAAUGGCGCAACUGCAACCGAUGUGCUAACAGCAUUCGCUGAAGCAACCAAAUUGGAGCAUAUAAUGGUACGAGUACUUGCUUUCGCCUUCGACCAAAAGUCACCAAAAGUACAAUCUGAGGCUUUGAAUUGGGUGAACAAGGCCAUACUGGAAUUUGGCUUCCAAUUUCAACCCAAACUACUACUUGAUGAUGCACGCAAAGCAGUACAAAGUACAAAUCCCACUGUACGCGGCGCAGCUAUUUCUCUACUGGGCACAAUGUCUAUGUACAUGGGCAGCACAUUAAUGAUGUUCUUUGAUAGUGAAAAACCAGCACUGAAGUCACAAAUUCAAACAGAAAUGGAUAAAAAUGCAGGCGAAAAGCCACCAAAACCAAUACGUGGCGUUAAGAAAUCUGCUGCCAGUGCUGCUGCUAACGUUGGUGAUGCCGACGAUGAUGCGUGCGAUGAUGAAGAACAGCAGGAGCAAGUGAAUUUGGCUGAUAUGUUACCACGUAUUGACAUCGCACCACAGAUCACCGAAUCUUUAUUAAAAGAGAUGUCCGACAAAGACUGGAAGACUCGCAAUGAAGGUCUAAAUAAGCUGCAAGCUAUUAUCAGUGACGCCAAAUUGAUUAAACCAACAAUUGGUGACUUAGCGCCAGCCCUAGCGCUUCGCCUUUUUGACUCAAAUGCAAAAAUUGCACAAACCGCUAUGUCCAUUUGUGAGCAGAUGGCCAAUGCUAUGGGUUCAGGCUGUAAAAAUCAUGUGCGUACACUAUUUCCUGGUUUUCUACAUGCGCUGGGCGACAAUAAGCCAGCAGUGCGUGCCGCAGCAUUAAGUUGCAUCAAUAGUUUUGGUGAAAAGGGCGGCUACAAGGAGUUUUUCGAAAGUGAAAUGAUUGCCGAUGCACUGAAGACUGGUUCUCCGGCUCUAAAAUCGGAGCUCUGGGGAUGGCUUGCCGAGCAUAUGCCACUAUUGCCUCCUAAAUCGAUACCGAAAGAGGAACUAACAUCAAUGGUACCACAUUUGUAUGCACACGUCUGUGAUCGAAAUGUGGAUGUACGAAAGAAUGCCAAUGAGGCAGUGUUGGGCAUAAUGAUACAUCUUGGUUUCGAAAAUAUGGUAAAAGCACUUGAUAAGCAAAAACCGGCAUCUAAAAAGGAUAUACAAGCGGCACUAGACAAAGCACGCCCUAAUCUGCCUGUUAAACCGUUACCAAAAGGCAAACAGCAGGCCCCCAUCGAGGAGCCAGUGAAGAAAGUGGUACGUGGUGGGGGCGGGGGUGCACAAAAGAGCGCUGCUGCAAAGAGUGGUGCUUCAGGUGCGGUUGAUAAACCAGCUAGCAGCUCGUCGCGUAAAAAGGAUGAUGAUAUUGAUACAUCACCACUAUUGGCAGUGAAUAAUUCCAAAAAUCAGCGACUCAUUGAUGAACAGAAAAUGCGUGUACUAAAGUGGACAUUCACAACCCCACGCGAGGAAUUUAUAGAGCUGUUACGCGAGCAAAUGACCACGGCCAAUGUAAACAAAGGACUAAUGGCUAACAUGUUUCACGAUGACUUUAGGUAUCAUUUAAAAGUCAUAGAGGCUUUGAACGAAGAUUUGCCCAACAACAGCAAAGCAUUAGUCUGCAAUCUGGAUUUGAUAUUAAAAUGGCUUUCGUUGCGUUUUUAUGAUACAAAUCCUUCAGUUCUGUUGAAGGGCCUUGAGUAUCUGAAUCAGGUUUUCCAGACAUUGGUCGAAAUGGAGUAUAUAUUAGCUGAAAACGAAGGUAGCGCAUUUAUACCACACUUGCUGCUAAAGCUCGGCGAUCCCAAAGAUGCGGUGCGCGUUGGAGUACGCUCAUUACUACGUCAAAUAUUGCUUGUUUAUCCCUAUACAAAAGUAUUUGCCUAUGUUAUGGAUGGUCUUAAGUCCAAGAAUGCACGUCAACGUACCGAGUGUUUAGACGAACUUGGUUAUUUAAUUGAAAACUAUGGCUUAACGGUAUGCCAACCCUCACAACAAGUAGCGCUGAAAGAAAUUGCGCGACAUAUUUCCGAUCGCGAUAAUUCUGUGCGUAAUGCUGCAUUGAAUUCUGUUGUACAAGCAUAUUUCUUGGCUGGCGAGAAGGUUUACAAGCUAAUUGGACAAUUAAAUGAAAAAGACUUGUCUAUGUUGGAUGAGCGUAUAAAACGUGCUAAGAAGACUCGAAAGCCCGCAGCAGCUCCGGCCGACACAACAACUACAGCUGGUGUGGGCGGUGGUGCGGGUGCUGUCAAAUCGGGCGCACAAGUAGUGCAGCAAGAUAGCAUGGAAAUUGAUGAACCUUCAACGAAUGGAAUAAGCGAUGAACUACCGCCACCCGACGAGCAGCCAAUGCCAGCUGCAAGUGUGCAAUUGCAAACGAAUGCGUAUGAAGCAAAUGCCAGUACGGAUGCAAAAGACAAGCGCGCCUCUUCGCUCAUAAGACAAGCGACUUUCGAUCAGCCUGCACCUGCGCAAUAUCAGUAUCAACCACCCAAGCCAAGCGGUCCCUUCGGUCUUGAUCCAGAUGUUAUAUCGGAAAUCGAAAGAGGAUGGGUGCGCGUUGAUCAAAUGAAACCGGUGGAGGUGCCGCAAGUCGAUGUGUCACUCCUCUAUGAGCCCAUAAAAAUCAUACCGACACGUGAUAAUGUUAAAUACCCAGAGGAAAAAUUCGAACAACUAAUAUCCCGUUCACAUUAUAUGCAACAGGGUGUGCACAAUACACCACCGCCAUCAACGGGCAUAGCAGCGAGUGGUUCGCCAUACAUGAGCCCCUCACAGCAUAUACGCCAACAGCAGCAAUUGAAUGCGGCCGUUUACGGUAGUGGUGGUGGUGGCAUGGGUGGUGUUGGGGUUACCUGCGGAGGUAGCGGUACGAAUUUGCAUCAAGUCCCAAAUAUUGUAGACGUUUUACCGAAACAUGAUCCUCAAUUAAUCAAAAUGAUUAAGGCAAUAAGCAGCGUAGAUACCCUAAAGGCUCGCGCUGCCAUCAGUGAGCUCGCGGAAAUUAUCGAUUCACCCGAAAAACAGGCCGUACUUCGCGACUAUGAAGAGAUAUUCAUACAAAAUGUGCUGGCACAGUUUAAGAAUCUUUCACAAGUGCCGAUCACCGAAUCGUUAGUUGUUUACCAACCGCUUCUUUCCAUACUAUAUUCAUUUUUCCACUCCAAGACAUUGGGCAAAACGUUGAGCGUUGCCUGUAUUAAGAAUUUAAUGUCCGCUUUGCUGAAUCUAAUGGCAGAUCAGAAGUUAAAUACCGGCGAUGAUGGCCAAUACAAUAAGGUUAUCAAUGGCAUUUGUUUGAAAGUCUUGGACAAAGCAAAUUUCACGAAUUUAAAUUGUGCAUUAAUACGUCUCUUGCGUGAAACCUGUCCCGUAGCGGGCUUGCCCAAGUUUACAGAUUUAUUGAUGAAAUGUAUUUGGCGUAAUGUGAAAAUGUUGCCCGAACGUACCAAUGAACUCAACUAUGAUGCUGUCAUACUGGAAGUACAUGAAUUUAUGUUGGCCUUGCCGAGCAGUUGGUGGCAAACUCGACCAUCCGAUACGCCUUUACGUACGGUGAAGACGAUUAUACAUAAUAUGGCCAAAGUGAAAGGCAAUGCCAUAUUAAAUCAUCUCAAUCAGAUACCGACACAUUCAGAAUUGCACACUUAUUUGAUAAAAAUACUCAAGAAUUUGGCUAAAGAGGGUCACAUACCAAGCUCUUCGCCGCAACGUUCCAGUUCAGCUAAGGAUGUGCAUGGCAGACGCAUUUCCAAUCAAACGCAUGAGACAAUGUCACAUAUAUUUAAAUUAAUCUCAGAUAAGGAUACAAAGCAGCAAGGACUGUUAAAACUUUACGAGUUUAAGGUACAAAACUCUGACAUCGAUCUGUCAACGUUCCUUAAAGGCGCCAGUCCCAGUUUCCAGAAGUACAUUGAAGAUGGUUUGGCUGAUAUUGAACGCGCCGUGGCGCAAUCUGGCGGUAUGGGUGACGGUUUACAGCGUGCGCAAAAUGGUGAUAAUCGCGUAGUCUCAUCACGUUAUUCUUAUCUAACAGAUGCGAAUUUCCAACAUCAAACUACAUCUGGCAGCGGUGGUGGUGCCAGCAGCGGCACAGGCAGCGCCAAAACAGCCGAUCCAGAUUUUUGGAUGGAUCGAUUGAAUCACCUCAUUUCAAAGGCAAAUCUGAAUCGCAAUGCUGACGGCAUUAGUAGCGCACACGCCAUGCACAUGGACAAUAAGGUGGCGGAUGAGAAUUUGAAUUUGAAUUCAAUGAAUGCGCAACAGAAGAUGUCAUCGCUUAUACGAAGAGAUACGAAUAAACCUGAACUAUCGCCGAAUCGCCUGCAGCACUUACAAGCCAAACUGGCCGCGUUCAAGAAAGAGAAUCACGCAUAGGUAGAAGAAUAGUAGAAUAAGUAUGGCACCAAUAAGCAAAACUUAUGAAUAGAAACUCGUUUGCUUACAAAGCGAAAAAGGCGAUGUUAAACGACUGAUUGGAAUGUUUUGGUUGACGAAGCGGAAAUAGUACAUUUUUCUGAAGAUCGAAACAUAAAAUAAAAACACUAGGAGAUACAAAUGCUUUGUAGUAAUAUAGCUCGGUAAAAGUUAUAACCGAAUAGAGGAGGUAAAGCGUUCUUAAGUAAAUAAUACAAAGCAACAUACAUAAAAAAUGCAAGCACAUACCUACAAAAACAAAAAGAAAAAGAUUUACAUACAAGAGAGGAACAUUACAGGCAACUAAAGCGAUCACAGCAAAAUAAAGGAUUGCGCAAAAAUUUAAGCAAAAGAGAUGCAGUGGGCAUCUAACAAUUAACUAAUUAGCUAAAAAUCAGAGUACUAAUAUUAAAUGAAACUAUUUAAUCAUUAUUCUCAAUUAAUUGUAUUAUUACACAACUACCUAACAUAUAUACACACCAGCCCCAUUCCCGCAUACACUGGUAUUUACUAAUAAAGAAAAUUUUACUAUAUAUUCAUAAAUUAUUAUCAACAAACGAGAUAAAGAAGAAUAAAAAAUACAAACCCCUAAAUUAAAUGGAAACUGCAAAUAAAUAAACAAAAUGAGUUUGCAACUGGCAAGAUAUUCAAAAAAUAGAAAAAAUUUAAAUGAAUGCACGAACGUAUGUUUUCCGUUGAUAAAAAUUGGUCCGUGAGAGUAAAUAUUAAUUCAAUAAGAAUACAAAAGCAGAAAGAAACGAAAAUAUGUUGAAUUUACGUAUACAUUAACUAAAUGAAAAGGAAACAGAGAAACAAGGGAAAGCAUUCGGCGUGUGUAUAAAUAAUUUGCAGUACUGACGGUGGUUUUCUGCUCGGAAUGAUGGUAUUUAAUUUACGUUAGUAAUUUAUAUUAUAUAGUGUAAGGUUAUCAAAGUUUACGAUGGAGAGCAAUAAAAGCAUACUCUUAACUCAUUUAAUAAGAAACUAUCAAAUGGAGCAUAGUUGUAAUGGUAGUCUGCAGGCGUUGUGUUUAUUUUGUUUUUUA